CAUGGAUAUGAUGGACUCAAUUAGAAUCACAGGAGAGGUUAAGAAAGCUAUUGAAGUAGCUAAAACCAGAUCGAUACAAAAAUAUGGCAAAAAGAUUAAUUGGGCCCAACUUAAAGAAAGUGUAUACUUGGUUACCAAAAAUCUAAAAGCUCCCUUAGAUGACUCUUUCAAUAGAGAGCUCCAUGAAAAUUUCAAAGAGCUCCCUACCAUACAGAGAUCCAAGAAACCAGCAGACAAAACCAGACACAAAGAACCUUACAAGAACUCUAAGGAUGAAAUCUCAGAACUAAGAAAGGAAUUGGCAAUCAUGACUGUCUUAUUUAAAGGAAUUACAGAGAAAAUGAGUGCUGAUGAGGAGACUAUGGACCAGGGAAACUCCUAA
Messenger RNA from Dimorphilus gyrociliatus, 382 nucleotides. The record is from the annotation of a GenBank genome assembly. Lineage: Eukaryota; Metazoa; Annelida; Polychaeta; Dinophilidae.